AAUUCGGCGUGGGCGGAAAACAGCGGAGGAAAACAAGUCCUACCGUGAGAAGAAAUAUAAAAUUCUGAUUAAGGGUUUUUGGAAACCAAAACCUCUGUAUUGUGCUACACGCAGAGAUAGAACAUUUAUUUUAAAUUUAGGUUUUCGUUCACAUUUAAGUUUCGAAGCAUUCGACAGAGCAAUCUAAAAUUCCGUUAGCUCACGAAGCCUUUACGCUCACAGAAAGUUUGGAGAGUGAAGAGAGGAGGAAGCCAUGUCAAUGAAUGAACAGACUAACAGGCUUUUCAGAAUCCGGCGCACUGUUUUGCAGAUGCUCCAUGACAGGAGUUAUCUUGUGGCUGAAUUGGAAAUCAACAUGUCCAAAGAACAGUUUCUUGAUAAGUUUGGGGAAGAUCCCAAGAAAGAUGAUCUUGUUAUCAAUAAAACUAAGCGCAACGAACCUGGUGAUCAGAUAUAUGUAUUUUUCCCUGAUGAACCUAAGGUAGGGGUAAAGACCAUUAAAACUUAUGUUGAGCGAAUGAAGUCUGAAAGUGUGUUUCGGGCUAUAUUAGUUGUCCAGCAGAACUUGACUCCUUUUGCAAAACAAAGUCUUCAGGAAUUUUCUGGCAAAUUCCACUUGGAGGUUUUCCAGGAGGCAGAACUACUUGUUAACAUAAAGGAACAUGUUCUUGUGCCAGAGCACCAACUAUUGACUAAUGAAGAGAAAAAGACACUAUUGGAAAGAUACACUGUAAAAGAAACACAGCUUCCACGAAUGCAAGAGUCGGAUCCUAUUUCACGGUAUUAUGGGCUUCGGCGAGGUCAAGUUGUGAAGAUUAUUCGGCCCAGUGAAACAGCUGGAAGAUAUGUGACUUAUCGUUAUGUUGUUUGACUUAAAUCAUACAUUCAAAGGGUGAACAUUUUGAAUGAUUGGCAUUACUUCCACAACCUCUUUAGAGUUUGGUAAACAUGCUAAAGUCAACUCUGUUGAAGAAUACUGGUGGUUGGCGUUCUGUAUAUAGACACUUUGGCUUCGUUUAGUGAUGAAAUCAAAGUGUUUAGUUGUUUCACUGUUUGGCAUUGCUCACUUAGAAUAAACUCUGUAGUCAUUUCAGAGUAUUCUACCAGUUAACAAUGGUAAAAAUAAUUUUUGUUGAAGACUGUAGCUUAUAAGUAGUACUUCUUACUGCAAAUGCAUCCAUUCUGGAUUCAAGUGAUAAAAGUUUUCAGGUUCAGGUAGAUCACAA
Messenger RNA from Cryptomeria japonica (Japanese cedar), 1226 nucleotides. Its product is annotated as DNA-directed RNA polymerases II and IV subunit 5A. Lineage: Eukaryota; Viridiplantae; Streptophyta; Pinopsida; Cupressales; Cupressaceae. The record is from RefSeq and is a predicted model, not a curated record. The transcript is spliced from 4 exons. Gene Ontology annotation, biological process: DNA-templated transcription. Gene Ontology annotation, molecular function: DNA-directed RNA polymerase activity; DNA binding. Bases 254 to 871 code for a protein of 205 amino acids. Gene Ontology annotation, cellular component: RNA polymerase I complex; RNA polymerase III complex; RNA polymerase II, core complex.